This is a messenger RNA of Phaeodactylum tricornutum CCAP 1055/1, 1299 nucleotides long. RefSeq lists its product with no specific name. Gene Ontology annotation, cellular component: nucleus. The record is from RefSeq and is a predicted model, not a curated record. The transcript has 5 exons. The annotation marks the transcript as partial. Lineage: Eukaryota; Bacillariophyta; Bacillariophyceae; Surirellales; Neidiaceae. Gene Ontology annotation, molecular function: zinc ion binding; protein binding; chromatin binding. Gene Ontology annotation, biological process: chromatin remodeling; regulation of transcription by RNA polymerase II.
GGUAUUUUCGAGUGCGAUUAUUGUCAUGCUGACAUUUCCCAAUUGCCGCGAAUACGUUGUGCGGUGUGUGUCGAUUUCGAUUUGUGCCUGGACUGCUUUACUUCGACUGACCAUGCAACGGCAAUAGCCCAAUUAAACUCUACCGAUAAAUAUAUCGUUUACGAUGAUCCAAAAUUUUUUUGGACUGUGGAAGAAGACUUACGUUUGCUGGAAGGUAUCCAGACGAACGGUUUGGGAAAUUGGGUUGAGAUCGCAGAGGCAGUCGCAGGUCAAGGAUCCAUUGGUAAGACCCCUCGUCGCUGCAUGGAGCGCUACUUUGACGAUUUUCUUGGACGCUACGGCCACAUUCUCCCGUCACACACUUUACAAGCUGAAGGUGAGGAUGAAGUGGAAGAAUCCGAUGCUACAAAGUAUAGUGUAGAAGAAUUUGAUAAGGGAGAUACCGACGACACUCCGUCGCGUACUUCCAAACGUCGGGCGGUGAUGAUGCGUAGCCCAAGCUCAAUGUCAACCAUGGCGACUGGUGCUGAACUCUCUGGCUUCAUGCCUAGACGGGAAGAUUUCGAUGUGGAAUGGGAAAAUGAUGCCGAGCAGGCCGUGGCAGAUAUGGAAUUUCUUCCUGGCGAGCCGAUAGAGGACAAGCAACUUAAACUACAGGUACUGGCAAUCUACAACUCUAAGCUUGAUGAACGUGAGAAGCGCAAGAAAUUCGUCCUCAGUAGAAAGCUAUAUGAUUAUCGGAAAACCCAAACAGAACACGAGAAGCUCCCACAAGACGAACGUGACCUUGUGCAUCGAAUGCGUCUGUUCGAGAGAUUUCAUACGCCCGAGGAACACAAAGAAUUUCUUGCGGAUCUGCUCAAGGCGAAGCGCCUUCGCAAGGAGAUUGCAAAACUGCAAAUGUACCGAAGACUUGGCAUCCGCACAUUGCUCGAAGCGGAAAAAUACGAAUUAGACAAAGAGCGCCGGCAAAGAGAUGAUGGGGAUAUGGAUGCUGUGCAGCCAGUAGAAGAUACAAUUGCGAUACAGGCCAAACUCGAAGUUUCUUCGAGGGCAACCAAGGAAGACGACUUUGCACAUUUGCCUGGUUACAAUCUGCUUUCCUCUCGUGAAGUGUUGUUGUGCCAACGCACAAGGCUAACGCCAGAACAAUAUUUGGAGGUAAAGAACGUGCUGAUUCAAGAGUCACUGCUUAAGGGGCUUCUGGAUAGGGAGGGUCCCGGAUCUAGCAAAAGAGCGUUGGUACGGAUCGACGUAGAGCGACGGGGCGACGUAAUAGACUUUUUAGUUCGGGCCGGC